AUGACACUGAGGAUAAUUCGCACUGGUGUUUCACUCGUUGUUGGCGAUGAAGGCAACGCAAACGAGCCUAACUACUAUGCUGACACCUCAAGCGACAUGGCGGCAUCCUCACGCCGCCGCCUAUCUGCCAGCAGCGCGCGCACACACACACGGCGUCCAACCACCAGCAGCGAUGACAGCGCCCAGCAGCAGUAUUGGCGUGGCAAAGUAGAUGAGGACAACUCAGCUGUCGCUGCCUCCAACAACCCAAGCCAAAGGCGUGACGACAUACGCGGCAAUAGUCGCAAACGCAAGCAACCCGCCAUACGUGAACCGCUCGCCGCGCUUGAAAAGGAACAGAAGCUGUACGAGCUGCGCGAUAAACAGCGGCAUGAGACUGCGCCGAAUGUGAACUUUCGUGAUAAAUCUUAUCGUCGCCCCUAUUCACAAGCGAAAAAGGAUGUCGAAUUGCCAGUCGCCGCAGACUCAGCCUUCACGAAUGGCAAAACAACCGUCGAUUUGAAGCACAUACUCAAGAACGCCGGCGGUUUGAGUCUAAGUGAGAUUUUGCAGCAAAAGAACCUGUCGCUAGACGAUUUGUUGAAAGGCAAACAGAAUGCCCUGCAGGUAUUGCAGAGCACAGCCUCGGCGCCACCAUCCAUGCCAACUAAAACAGUUGAUAGUAAACCAAUUAAACCGAUACGUCGCAUUCCACCACUGAGCAUUGCAAAUGCCGCAACUACCAGUUCAACGCAGCAGACAUACACGGAUGAUGAAAUGAGCGUGGAGCCGCGUACAGCACCAGACGAGUCAGCUGAGAAUGAAGACGCGCAGUUGCGCAGCAAAGUCAAAUUACCCGCCUUGCAGCGACUCAAAUAUUUCGGCAGUUCAUCACGCGCCACAACGUCACAUAGCGGUAUCCCUAUUGGAAGUACAAGACGCACUGGCGUUCUAGCAAGCAGCACCACAACAACUACGACAACGCCAAUUACAACUCGUCUGCCCAUCUACAAAAAGAAUUUUCUGCAACGUUCGACGCUAAAGCCGACAUUUCUGUUAAAGAAUGCAAUGCCAUCAGCGCCCGCAAGCCCAGAGCCCACAACAAAGGAAGUGCCAACCUCAGAGCAAAAACUGACCACCACUAUACUGAACAAUAGAUACAAUAGGGAGCCGACAGCAGUAGGCGAUGAAGAAGAUAAUCAACAUGAGUUGACAGUGAGUGUCAAGCCGGAAUUGAACGAACAGGCUGCGGAAGUCGAUACCGAAGAACAAGAGGAGGAAGAGUACUUGCGCGAUGAGGAAGAAAGUGAUGUGCAAACGACAAGCAAAUUCGAUUAUGAGGAGCCCUACGACCUACAUCCGGACACAACACCAAUAACCACAUCAACUACAAGCACGACAACGACCACAAUAGCAACAACGAGACACGUUACAACAACACCUAGCAGCCUAGCAACAUCCGCCUUGAGUAUAGCCUCAACCGUUGCGAGCUCAUUGCCGGCACUACGCGCGCAGUCGAAACUUAAAACAAAUUCUAUCGACGCGGAUAAUACGAAGACGCAUUCAACGCCUAAAAACCCAAAUAGUGAUGGGCUAGAGAACUUGUUCGGCGCUCAAACAACCUUUGGUAAACAUCGUGAAAAAUUAACUACCGCCGUCGAAAGCAUUACUCCCCGCAUCGAUCACAUGAAGCCCGCAAUCGCUGGUGAGUCAUUCUCCUAUCAAGACUCUGUGCCAGAUUUCGAUGGCGUAGAUGACCGCACUGAUCUGCUGGAGCUAAUCGAAGAUCGACGUUCGGGCAAUCGUCUCUUCAAAGUGCUCGAACAGCGCAACAUGACGCUCGAGGAACUGAUUGAGCACCGCAAACGCGGCUCCAGCCAGCUGCACUUGGCGACGGUAGUGCAGAAUCGGUCGCGAUUUUUUCCCGGCCAGAAGGUCGUUCUUCACGAUAAUAUGGAUAUUGUUACGGCGUUUGAGAAUUUUCCACACUUCAAUCUGAUAGACCUGAAGAGCGUAAAGCCAGACGAUAUUAAGACAGAUUCACAAGGCGCCAGCUACUUCACUUCCAUCAUCGACAUUGAGCCGACAGAUGAGAUAUACAAGGACGAGACGGGCAGCGGCAAUAGUGGCAAAGGUUCUUCCUACCCACAGAUGCAACGCACCGAAAAAUCAGUUGGUUUCUUUCCCUCCUGGAAAACGCUGGCACUGGCCUCACUUGCAAGCAGCACACGCGCCGACGCGUCCACCAAGCGCAACCCCUUCUUCUUACCGCCACCUCAAUUGCUACUUGAAAACGUCUCCGGCGAGUUGGACGAUAGUGAUUUCCUGCUAGACAACGAAACAAAUACAAAUACGAACAGUGAAUCCCCACAGCAGCAGGAACUAACCAUCGCGCAGCAACAAACUAACGACGCCAACCUCGAGGACACUGUGGAAGCCAUCGAAAACGAAGUGGAACGUGCGCAUGAUUUGCUCGACCUCGAGCUAUCGGGCCACGGCUUCAAACGCAGUCCAGCAGCAGCGGCCGUUUCCACAUCCGCGAACCACAACAGCAUUUACAGCAACAUGCCGGCGGGCAUACGCUCUGCCAUAGUAGCCAGCGCGGCCAUUGUACUCACCUCACUUGCAACAUUUAUGAUCAUUUUUGUAGUGUGUCGCUGGAAGCAGCGGCGCCAACGCAAAACCAGCUACACAAAGACAUACAACGCGAUGAAGAGCAAACUGCCGACUGUAUCGAAUGCGUCGCACCGCUCCUCUCUACGUAACAUGGAAGAGAUGGUCGGCGGUGUGUCCACAGUGUCUGUGUCGCCGGUGCAUCAGCUGCAGCGCCAAAGCUCAUUGCUUUUUCCACGACACGGCAGCAAUGGCGGCGGCAGCGUUAGCGGCGGUUUUGAUGUCGACGAAUUGAGCUGCGACCGAAGUGAUGGAGGUGGAGGCAGGGGAAAUAAAGUUAUGCUCGGCGCGACGCGCGGCAGUCUGGGCAACAGUGGCGGCAUCGGCAGCGCUACCGGCUCCACAACAUCACUGGCGCUGUCGCUGCAGAGCGUGCAUAACAUUUCCACCAACAAACUCAACACAAUGGAUCCGAAUUCGCCGGAAGUGCAAGAGUACUUGUUCGAUGCGCUGCGGAAGUCCUACUAAGCGGACGCAGAGUUGUAUUUGUUGAGUUGUUUUGUGGAUACUAAUUUUAAAAAUUAUUGUAGCAUAUGUAGGUUUUAUGUAAGUUUUAAAGUUUUCAAAAAUUUUUGAACAUUUUUAAAGAAAAACGAAACAUGUUGCCAAAAAAUAUAAAAACGCAACCCAGUAGACUAAGGAAGCGGGAUAAAUGAGUGUAACUGUAAAAUAGCGAAGAAAAAAGAAAAUUUUAUAAACGAAAAAAUAGUAUUAACCCUUAGAAGAAACUUUUGGGCGUAGUGAAAAGGUCACGUAUUUCCUUAGAUAAAAUUUAUGAGUACACAAACUUACAAAAUAUGGAAAUAUGCACACAAACAAUUUUUUCAUAAAUUUACAAAAGUAGGAGUAGCGCGGUUUUUACUAAAGUGCGUAAGGCUUCGAAAUUUUAGAGUAAUUACAAAAGCGGGUUUUCAGACAACACAACGGAAGCGGAGAAGAAAAUAUAUAUUAAUAUUUUAAAAUUGUGAAAAAAAUAAAAAUAAAAAAAUUAUUAAAAAACAAAAACUAAAAAUUAAGUUAAAAAAUUAUAUAAAUUUAAAUUUAGCAAAACCAAACCUAAAACAAGUAAUGUUUUUUGAUGACAAUAAUCUAUAAAAGUACGAAAACGAAUUGUCGGCAAAAACGAAAGGAAUCAUUAGAUGCACAUAAUAUCCAUAGUAACGAUUAUGAACUAGAAAGAGUUUUAAAACACCCAGAGACGUUUUUUACACAAAACAAAAAAAAAUUUCAAUGAAAUGUUUUUCGAUAAAAAAAAAUUUAUAAUUUUUAAGUUCAUUUGAAAAGUUGCUUAUUUCGAAGUUUUUUUAAACUACACCCGAAUUAUAAUUUGAAAUUAUGCGAACAUUUUAAAACAGAUUCAAAACAAAAACAAUGCGAUAGUUUUUGUAUGCGGCGGCCAACGUAGCCGAAGAAGUGCGUUGAUUCGAAUCUCCGUGCGUGAACUACAAAUAACAGAAAAAAAUGUCUCUAAUAACGGUGGCCCCUCGGCAGGCAAUGGUAAGCUUCCGAGUGUAUUUCUGCAAUGAAAAAGCUCCUUAUAAAAAAUCAUUUGCCGUUCGGAGUCGACUUAAAAGUGUAGGUCGCUCCAUUUGAGGAAUAACAUCAAUACGGAGGAGGAGGAACUCAGCCAAACACCUAACAGAAGUGUACGCGCCAAUUAUUUAUAUUUAUUUAUUUAUUUUUUCUUGUGCUGUAGUUUUUGAGAGUUAUAUAUUUUUGAUAAGGCAGAUUUAAUUUUCGUAAAAAUUAUUAAAUUAUUUUUUAAUACAAUCAGGUGCAUACACAACACCAUACUUAUUAUUUCGAUACUAACAUUAUUUUUAUAAAAUUAUAAUUUUUUUUAUAAUUUUUUUAAUACUUUUUUUAUUAUUAUUUUUUUUUGUAUUUUUUUUUUUUAUUAUAA
Messenger RNA from Anastrepha ludens (Mexican fruit fly), 4555 nucleotides. Its product is annotated as protein phosphatase 1 regulatory subunit 12A. NCBI's taxonomy places the organism in Eukaryota, Metazoa, Arthropoda, Insecta, Diptera, Tephritidae. The transcript has 3 exons. Bases 1 to 3120 code for a protein of 1039 amino acids. The record is from RefSeq and is a predicted model, not a curated record.